GUAAUUAUAAGGAAAAACUGGCAUUUUGGUAAAAUUAGCAAAGUUUUCAGCAAAAAGUCAGAAUUAUUCAGAUUUCAGCCAAUUUGGAACACACAAUCGAGACAAGAUGGAAUGUGGGUGGGAAGAAUGCCAGUGGUAACCCCCAGAGAGACAACAAACCCCCUCACCUGGAGAGAAACAGUGAAAUGCAUUCCUGCACCAUGUGAUGGCUGUGUCAAAGCUUCAAGCAAGAGCUGUGAGAAACAUAUCUAUAAUGGAAUCCUCCAAGAGAAACGCUGAUCAAGGUAAAGAACAUCAAACGCUGCUUCAUGGUGCUGUUCUGAAGAACAGAGCACUUGAGAAAGAAGUGAACAAAUAUGAUGAGUUCCUAAAAGCCCAUAUCUGUGACAUAACUGAAUUGUCUAAUUAUCCUCCUGAAAUUGAACCAUCUCUAAAGCGAUUCAGGGAAGUGUUACAUAACAAUGUACCAUUCAGUAGUCAUAGGUUUGGACUGCCUCUCUAUAAUGCUUACUGCAGUAUUGUUGCUCCAGUUGUUCCAACAGAAGAUGAAAGACGAAAGAUGCUCAUUCUUGGAUGCUGUAUUGAAAUACAGACCUCUAGUUUUGCUGUGGAUGAUGAUAUUAUGGAUCAUGAAGAAACUAGGAAAGGUCGGCCAUGUUGGUAUAAGAGGCCAGAAGUUGGACUAAUGGCGAUAAAUGAUGCAUCUUUCAUGCAAUCUAUUGUAUUUGAGACAUUGCGAAAAGAAUUCAGAAAAGAACCAUACUACAUGGACCUAGUAGAAAGAGUCCUACUCACAGAAAGAAAAUACUUGAUUGGACAGAAUGUGGACAUGACUCCGUCAAAAAAAGACAUCACCGCCCUUUCGAGAGGAACAAUGGUAACAAUAUACACGUAUAACACAGUACCUUGGCUGUUCUUUCCGAUAGCUUUUGCUCUGACACUGGCAGGGGUAAAGGAUGAAAUAUGGUGGCAGCGAGCUGAAGACAUAGCAACUAAACUUGGCAUAUUUUGGCACUUUUCAGAUGACUACCAAAACUGCUUUAACAGUGAAAAUCAAUAUGACGAUGGAACCAGAGGAAGUGAUAUCAUGGAGAACAAGUGUACAUGGCCGAUCAUAGAAGCACUUGAGAGAGCAACACCAGGCCAACUUGAGAUACUGAGGGAGAACUAUGGCCAACAAGAUGUGGUAAAGAUGAACAAAGUUUUGGAUGUAUAUAAUGAGAUGAACAUACCAGAGGUAUACAAAGAGGCUAAAAGGGCAUGCUACAAUGAAGUGAUGGAGGCCAUUCACAAGUGCGAAGGGAACCCUCCAAAGGGACUGUUUACGUAUCUUCUAGAUUUAGUCUUCCUUGAGUACAGUGCAGGUGAUUAGAUGCCUUUAUGUGAGAUCCACACAUCUUACACCAACAAGACA
Messenger RNA from Owenia fusiformis, 1414 nucleotides. The record is from the annotation of a GenBank genome assembly. Lineage: Eukaryota; Metazoa; Annelida; Polychaeta; Sabellida; Oweniidae.